Messenger RNA from Orycteropus afer afer, 1660 nucleotides. It is a transcript of the gene GTF2A1, whose product is annotated as general transcription factor IIA subunit 1. Gene Ontology annotation, biological process: transcription initiation at RNA polymerase II promoter; transcription by RNA polymerase II. The record is from RefSeq and is a predicted model, not a curated record. Gene Ontology annotation, cellular component: transcription factor TFIIA complex. NCBI's taxonomy places the organism in Eukaryota, Metazoa, Chordata, Mammalia, Tubulidentata, Orycteropodidae.
CGCAGCUUCUUGACUCGCUAUAUAAAGGGGAGAAGCGGGCGGACCGGACGGCUGGAGCUGCAGCCGGUGGCGGCAGCGGCGGCGCGGGGAGCGGCGACCGGUGGUGGUUCCCCUCCUUCGCGCGGGGUGGGGAGCGGGCAACGCCCCCGGACCCCCGAAGGGUCGUGGCUUUUUUUUUGAAAGGCGAUUCUUGAGGUUUUUAGCUCCGGGAAGAGUGCCCCCUCCUCCUCUUCACCGCUCCCCUCUCUACUCCUUAAGGAUCCGAUUUUAAAUUUUUCCCCAAUCGUGUGGUGGCUUGGGUCACCCUCCGGGUGUUUUGGUUUUGUUUUUUCUUUUUUGGUUUUGUUUUUAUCUUGUUUUCUUGGGGUUCCCCCCUCUUGUUUGUGUUGUGUGUGGAAAUGGCGAACUCGGCAAACACAAACACCGUGCCUAAAUUAUAUAGAUCUGUGAUUGAAGAUGUUAUUAAUGAUGUGAGAGACAUAUUUCUGGAUGAUGGAGUAGAUGAACAAGUCCUGAUGGAAUUAAAAACUUUGUGGGAGAACAAGCUAAUGCAGUCCAGGGCAGUAGAUGGAUUUCAUUCUGAAGAGCAGCAGCUUUUACUGCAAGUCCAACAGCAGCAUCAACCCCAGCAGCAGCAGCACCACCACCACCACCACCACCAACAAGCUCCACCACAGCAGACAGUGCCACAGCAAACACAGACCCAGCAGGUCCUUAUUCCUGCAUCGCAACAGGCCGCAGCACCACAAGUUAUUGUUCCUGAUUCUAAGCUAAUACAACAUAUGAAUGCAUCAAACAUGAGUGCUGCUGCUACUGCUGCUACCUUGGCACUCCCUGCAGGUGUAACUCCUGUUCAACAGAUAUUAACAAAUUCAGGCCAGCUUCUUCAGGUGGUCAGAGCAGCCAAUGGUGCCCAGUAUAUUUUUCAACCUCAGCAGUCAGUGGUUCUACAACAGCAGGUUAUACCACAAAUGCAGCCUGGUGGAGUGCAGGCUCCUGUUAUACAACAGGUACUGGCCCCUCUUCCUGGAGGAAUUUCACCACAGACCGGUGUCAUCAUCCAGCCUCAGCAAAUCUUAUUCACAGGAAACAAGACUCAAGUUAUACCUACAACAGUGGCAGCACCUACACCAGCACAAGCGCAGAUAACAGCAACUGGCCAGCAGCAACCCCAGGCUCAGCCUGCUCAACCACAGGCUCCAUUGGUGUUACAAGUUGAUGGAACAGGGGAUACAUCAUCUGAAGAAGAUGAAGAUGAAGAAGAAGAUUAUGAUGAUGAUGAAGAGGAAGACAAAGAGAAAGAUGGAGCUGAAGAUGGGCAGGUGGAAGAAGAGCCUCUCAAUAGUGAAGAUGAUGUGAGUGAUGAGGAAGGACAGGAACUCUUUGAUACAGAAAAUGUUGUUGUAUGCCAGUAUGAUAAGAUACACAGAAGUAAAAACAAAUGGAAAUUUCAUCUCAAGGAUGGCAUUAUGAAUCUUAAUGGAAGAGAUUAUAUAUUUUCCAAAGCCAUUGGAGAUGCAGAAUGGUGAAGAGUUGCUUUUUUUCUUUUAUAAAUAAAACAAAACAAACUUCUUAAAAAAAUUGAAGUGGACAGUUUGAAACUUGGGACAUACACCAACCAAAACUUAAUUUCUGCAUGUCAGAAAAGUGCCGUAGAAGC